Messenger RNA from Biomphalaria glabrata, 6631 nucleotides. RefSeq names its product ankyrin repeat domain-containing protein 10-like. Bases 554 to 1717 code for a protein of 387 amino acids. Gene Ontology annotation, molecular function: protein binding. The transcript has 6 exons. Lineage: Eukaryota; Metazoa; Mollusca; Gastropoda; Planorbidae. The record is from RefSeq and is a predicted model, not a curated record.
AUAGAUAUACGGCGUUAUUAGUGUUGAUUUAGAAGUUUUUCUAUAACUUCCAUUAAUUAAUUAAUUUACUUUGUUAAUUGAUUUACUUCUGUGUUUAAACCGGUUUCAUUUUGAUAUUAAAGGAAAUUAAAGGAAAAAAAAAAGAAAAUCUAAAUAUAGAUCCAGACAGAAAUGAUAAACCGAAAACGACCGAUUCAUUAUUAUGAUAAUAGUCAUAUUCUGUUCUUCCAAUAAUACAUUUUCGGUAACGAACAUUCUCAGUCGAUAUUAAAUUUGAUUUUAGGCGUAUGCCCCGUAAAUCUAUAGGCCUACUGGUCACUACACAAACAGUUAAUUUGCUAAUAGUCGUUAUAAUGUUUGAAUAAAUAGCCUACUUAUUUAUUUUUUAGACAACAUUUUCUAUAAAACGUUAUGGUUCGGUAAGAGGACUAAACUAGGUCAAACAUUUUGAACCAAAACACAACAAAGAAACGCCGGUUUUCUUGACAGACGGCUUUUUUACGUAUUACUUUGGCUUUACAUAUUAGAUAGACUGUAACCGAAGAUUUAGAUAAUGAAUUUUGAAACGCAACCACCACUUCCACUGGAUUCCAUAAGUCAACAAAUUUUGGCACAAACCCCACUGCACUACGCCUGUUAUUUAGGUGACGGACACUUGCUUGACACAUUAAUUGGCAGAGCUUUACUUUACAAUAACAACAGUGGGGAAGCCACUGCCGCUUGCGUUGGGGCCUUGAUUUCAGAAGAGGAUUCUUUGAAUGGAUGGACACCAGCUCACUGGGCUGCAUUUUAUGGACAGUUAAGUUGUCUGAUGAAAUUAAAUGUGAAGCCAAACAUAGGCUUUGACACACCUUCACACAGAUCCAACACCUCACCCUUGCAUUUGGCAGCACAGUCUGGUGCUGUUUUAUGUUUGAAGUGGCUGUUACAGUGUGGAGCUUCUCGGAAUAAACAGGACUUUAUGGGAGAAACUCCACUUCACAAAGCAGCCAAAGCAGGAAAUACAGACUGUGUAGCUAUACUGGUCAACCAUGGAGCAUCUCUUGAUCUGAAGAAUCACAGAGGUUUCACUCCUGGUGAACUAGCACAACAGUCCAAUCAUCUUGCACUUGCUCAGUAUUUAAAAAAAACAAUGGAACACGCUGAACAUGAAAGGUCACCAGGGCCAAACUGGAAUGCCCACACUCAAGACCCAACCCAAGAAGGCUCUGCUGCUUACAACAUGUCGUUCCCUUCAAGAGAACACGAAAGUAGACUCUAUUCUCACAUUCUGAUGAAUGGUGAGCGUAUUUCUAAUGACUUCACCGCCAGCUCGGUUGAUAUGGAGGAAGGAGAAGUCGACAUGGCGGAAGUUUGUUCACCCGCAGACGAUUCAACCGACAGAAUGUUUUCUGGGGUCAAAAGAUGUGUGGAUGAUUUAGAUGACUUUGAUACACAUGUCAACAAAAGAAGAUGUUUUGUGCCAUCAUCACAAAAGAGUCCAGAAGAACGUUAUGGGGAUGCUUAUAAUAAUAACAUUAUAUCGUCUUACCAAUCUGUUCUGGCCGUGAGAGCUGAGCCUGUUAAAGAUACUGUCUACAAUGCAGGUAAUGCAGAGUGUUCACAGUUAAGAACCCCCGGAAGUCCCGUUACACCGCAGUCUUCGAUGAUGGAACACCAAGCUUCCGUCGCAGCCCAAAAAGGUUAUGAACGUUUUGUAACAAGUGCCUUUCAUUGACAUGUCAGAUUUCUUUGUGAAAACGCCACACGCCAGCUUCCAUUCUUGUAAACAAUGUACAGGUUUUUUUUUAAUUUGUUUUUCUCAUGUGCUGGUUUUAUUCUUUUUAUGAAUCUCCUAUUUUUUUUUUACUAUUACCGUACUGAAAAAAAAACAACAACUUUAUUUUAAUGUAAAAAUUGUACUUCUUUGCAUUUUUGACGCAGUCCAUUGAAAGUAUUUACUUAGUAUGAAAAAUGCCUCUUUUUUUUUUCUUGCCUUGAAUGUGUAAGCCUUAAAUUGUUGAUCAAAUUCUUAUAUUAUAAGCAUUGAAAAGAAGCUGAAUUACAAUUGAUUCCAGUUAAUCCUGCCGUAUUGGGACCCGGUCUAUGUGGUCUGAAGAACUGACUGGUUCAACUAAGACAAAACAUGUGCACUAUGUUACAUGAUGGUACAAGCUACACAUUUAAAUACUGUAUCGAAAUUUCACUUUUUUGUUUAAGCCACAUAUAUGUACCGGUACUGCAGACAUAUAAAUAAUAACAAAGUUGCUUAAAAAUAAAUUAUAGCUUUUAUAUUGCGUUACUUUCAUGCAUGCUUUAGCAUGCUCAGAGAGCUGUGGUCUAAUCUCAUUUGUGGACUAGUUGGGGUGGGGAGUAUCUGGGAGAAGUCUGCUCGAGUCUGUUUGUAAAAUAUUAUAUUAUAAAAUAUUUUACAUGUUUCGGAUGUUCCUUCAGAGUUGAAGAUAAUUACUUCCUAGUCCAAACAUCUCGCAGGUUUGGGGGAUGGGAGCAGGCAGGGUUUGUAUACCAUCGAUAAAUCUGAACGACAGUCCAGCGCGCAAACCGCAUGACCAGGCAGCCAUCUCUGGUGUCGAACCUCGAGCUUCCUUCAUAGGUAGCCAAGCCAAGUUGGGUUUAAGUGUACUUACCAUCUUUAUUGGUUGAAAAUAACAUUUGCUAACAAAUUUAUCAAAAGAUCGACACAAUAUUCUUUUAGCUGGAAAGAGUUUUGCCUUUCUUUAUUUAACAUUUGAAAAAGUAAUCUAGCCUGAUUGGUUGUAUGCUUUGGACAUUCUACCUGGGUGGCUAACUCAGCAAUAUGACUCUCUCGUAUCCCUCCAGCACAAAAUGCAUUUCUGGUCUUCCGAUGCAGUCUCUGUGUUAGCCACAGUUUUAACAAUUGCAUCAAGGUAAUCGUCAUAUCAUCAAUACUUUGUUUCCAUAGAAACAAAUUUUGUGUUUAUGUUCUAUAUUUAGUUUUUCUUCCAGAGUUUGAACUCAGCUCCCGUUGAGAUAAGUCAUUGUAAUCUUUCUUUUUUGAGGCAUGUCAGAAAGUUGUCAAACAAACUUCCGCUCCCAGCCUUGACAUGUUUUCUUUGAUCUUCACUGAACAUUGUAUCAUUUUUUUAUACCACAUUCUGUUUUCAAGUCAACCUACGCUUAUGCUUCACUGUAAAAGUAGAUGUCAGAUGGACAUAAGAUCCAAAAACAUACCAGAUAAUAAAUAAUAAUUAUAGCUUUUAUAUAGCACUACUUUAUUGCUUAUAGCAUGUUCAUAUCCAAUCUCAUUUGUGGAGUGGGGGGGAGGGUGGUAUCUGGGAGAAGGUUUUCUGUGCUGCUUUUAAGCACUCAGUAAACACAACUCUGCUCGAGUCUGGUGUCGAACCUCAAGCCCCCUUCAUACGUAGCCAAGUUCAAGUAUUAUCCUCUCGACCAUGCUUCAUAGAUACCGGUACACUAAUAACAGUGAACCGGUAACUGUACUAUUUUAGAAGCUCUUCAUUUUGUAAACAAAUUGUCAAGUGUUUGGUUAUUUACAAUUAUUUUUUCAUGUUUGUUUAUAUAUGUAUAUAAAAGAGUGUCUAAUUGGUUAUGCGGUAUGAGUUCUGAACUGUCAAAAUGUUAUUUAUGGGUUUAAAUUCUGUCCAACACCAUCUUCUGCUGUCCUGCAGGAGAUUUGGACUGAGACCUAAUCAUCCUUAUUUCUGAUACUGGUCAUUAGUUGAAAAGUGUACUGGUAAAUGAAUCUCUCUCUUUCCCUGUGUACAAUACUGGUAGGCCUACAUGAAUCUCUUUAAUCUGUGUACAAUACUGGUACAUGAAUCUUAGUAUUAUGAUGAAAAAUUAUUUUAUAAUUCUUGCCUUUAUUUCAAAAAUAAAAGUUUUAUAACAAGUAUAAGUAUGUGUGAAUCUACAAACAUAAACAAAUUAGAAAUAGAAUUCAGUCUAAUAAGCUUUUAAUCAAUGCAUAAGAAAUCUUUAUCCUCACUAUAAAUAACCUGUUAGGUAUUCAUAUUGCAAGCAAAACAUGCAUUAUCUUUAUUCUUCUAUACAGUACUUUAAAUAUAAAUACAUGGUAAGUGAUUACAUUUUUUUUUUAUAGUUUAUUUGGUUACAUGCCAGCAGUGGCCAUCAAAAGUUGUUUCAUAAUUUCAAAAAUAUUGUGAUAUGCCAAUUUGUUAAACUGGAUACAAUCAAAGUGUAUUUCAUUUGAGGUACAGAUAUGUUGAUGUGAAGCUGAUACAGCACUCAAUUUAUGCAUGUUGUUGUGAAGUUCGUACAUUCAUUUGAUAUUCAUGAGAAACUGGAACAUUUGUUUGAUGAUGUGAAGUUGGUAAAUUCAUUUGAUGUUCAUGUGAAACUGGAACAUUUGUUUGAUGAUGUGAAGUUGGUAAAUUCAUUUGAUAUUCAUGUGAAACUGGAACAUUUGUUUGAUGAUGUGAAGUUGGUACAUUCAUUUGAUGUUCAUAUGAAGUUGGUACAUUCAUUUGAUGUGAAACUGGAACAUUUGUUUGAUGAUGAUCUGAAGUUGGUACAUUCAUUUAAUGUUGAUGUGAAGUUGGUACAUUCAUUUAAUGUUGAUGUGAAGUUGGAAUAUUCAUUUGAUGUUGAUGUGAAACUGGCAACACUCAAUUUAUUCAUGUUGGUGUGUGGCUGGUACAUUCAUUUGAUGUUGAUGUGUGGCUGGUACAUUCAUUUGAUGUUGAUGUGUGGCUGGUACUAUGUUAAUUUCCUUAACUAUAAGAUCACCUAUUGGUGUACAUAAAUUAUACUACUAUCAUGAGUUUUCUCCCUUUGCUUAUGUCAGCCCUGACUAUAAAUUUUGUUUGGCAGUUUUUCUUUGUAAUAUCCAAUAAACUUGUUUGACUGAACACUGACAAGUUAGGUGUGCACUUGACUUUAAUAUCAUUUCUAUAAACUAGUACAUCUGUUCUUGUCUGACUAUGUAAAUAAUGGUGAUUUGCACCCAUCUGACUAUGAUGGUAGUGCAGAUACUACAAUCAUUGAUCUGAAUGGAUCUUGGCUAAACUUUUCUCUCUUUGGUUCUAGAAAGAGGCUUGAACAAACCACAAAAGUAUGAAAUGAAAAUGGCUUGAAGUUGAAAUCAUUUUAUUUUGAUAUCUGCUGAUGUCUCAUUCUAGCUCUGCCUUUUAAUAGAGUCAGUCAAUGUAAACUGUGUUUUUUUAACCUAGAUGAGGUUAUAGUGGGACUUAUAACCAACCUACAAGUUUCAGUGCUGUCUCAUUCUCUUUCUAAACAAAUAAAUAAUUGACCCAUUGUUCACUUUUCAGUAUUUUUGGUUUGUACCCACUCUCUGUAUUUAAUUGCGAUGCAUUGAUAUUACAUCCAUACCCCACUCUCAAUAUCUGAACAAAUUACGUCUCACUAUAAUUGAUAUAUAGAUAUCAACUUUUGAAAUAUUCAGUUUCACUUGUAAUUAUGAAAAUGAGUCAAAACUUUUUUUUUUUGGUCCAAUGUGCCAUAAACAUUUUUUUCUUUUUAGAAACAAACCUUUUUAACAAACAUUUUUUUUUUAAUAAACAUUUUUUGAAGGGUGGAUUGUUCAACCUGUGUAUUUAAUUCUAUACUAAGUUUCAUAUCAUUCCAUGGCUAUUUUUACUCUUAUUGUUGUUUUAGUCAGCUGCCUUUGGCCUGCUGCUCUUUUUUUUAAAAAAAUAGCAAUGCUGUUUUGUUUUGACUUCCAAUAGUUUACUUUGCACCUUGUGUUGACAGGGUAGAAUUGAAGCUUUGCCUAUAAAACUACAGUGGAGUCUCAAUAAUUAGGAUGUACAUUAUAAGGGAAGAAAAUAUGACCUUUCUUUAUUCAAUAAGAAUUUUUUUAGAAAAAAAAAGGUAGUUUUCAGACUCAAAUUUCUUUUGAAUAUUCUUUACAAUUUUUUUUUGUAUUGUUCAAGUUUGGAAUUGUUCUAAUAAAUAUAAUGCAUUUCAAUUUAGUGUACUGCAAGUCUACAUGAAAAAAAAUGGUUCAACAGCAUUUUCUAGUUUGAAAAAAACAUAUGACUAAUACACUGCAAAAAUUGACAAGGAUCUAAUGUCAAGGUUUUUAAAUAUUACUUUUGUGAUUUGAAUUUCUGCAGGACAUAGACAAUGUAUGAUGAUUAUUAAACCACAAUAUGAUAAGAUUAAGGGGGAAAAAAGACUCCACUGUACUUAAGAAAAAUAAUCAGCCAGCAAUGUGUGUUUUAUAUCUUUCAAAGUCUUGAUAGCUAGAUUUGUUUCUUGUAUCAAUUAUAUUUAAGAUUUGAUUGUAUUGCUUGGAAAGUUCUUUCAUUUAGUUGACUCUAUUAAAAAAUGUUUUUAAAAAAAUGCAUUGUUCUAAAUGAGAAUGGUAAUUAUAGAAUUAUCUAGGUCUAGUAUUUGGCUGAUUUUGAGUGUAUACCUCUAUGGCAAAUUUUGGGAAAGAAAGUCAAAUUUGAGCUUUUUCAAGUUCCGAAAUUCAGAUUAAAAAAAAAAAAUUCCACUACUGGUACAUCAGUAGUUUUUUUUUUGGCCAAAUCAUUUCUGAUAGGACCAGUUGUUCAUACUCUAAUAUACAUGUGUGCUUGUUUAUUUGUGUUGCAAGUUACAGAUAUUGUACUGUCUACACAAUUUGCUUUUGUUUACCUUGACAUAUUAAACAGCUUAUACCAAG